GCAGACGAGAGUAGUCUCCGGCUCCAAUCACCUGCGCUGCUGCUGUCGUGCCAGGUCGCCGGCCAUCCAAACCAGCCGCCGCUCCUUGGCUGGGAUAGGUCGGCGCGCGCGAGGGAUUACGCCGACGAUCCACCCGCCGCCGCAGGCUCACCGGUGGCCGCCGCAGCUUGUAGGCUCGCUCAUUCCGUACGUCACUAUUGGUUCCCGGCGAGGCUAAGCGCGAGCGCAACCAGAACCAGAACCGUACCAGCUGGUUUAUUGGAGAUGUAUCCAGCUAAGCCCUGCGCGCCGGCCGGGAUGGCGGCGGCGCCAGUGGUCGGCUUCCCCGUCGCCGGAGCUCUCAGGCAGCAAUGGUCGUCGGGCCUCUUCGACUGCUUGGACGACUGCCACAUCUGCUGCCUGACGUACUGGUGCCCGUGCAUCACGUUCGGGCGGAUCGCGGAGAUGGUGGACCGCGGCGCGACGUCGUGCGGGACGAGCGGGGCACUGUACGCGGUCAUCGCCUGCCUCACGGCGUCGCAGUGCACCUGGGUCUACUCCUGCACCUACCGCGCCAUGAUGCGCGCGCAGUUCGGCCUCCCCGAGGCGCCAUGCGCCGACUGCCUCGUCCACCUCUGCUGCGAGCCCUGCGCGCUCUGCCAGCAGUACAGGGAGCUCACGGCGCGCGGCCUCGACCCCGUCCAUGGCUGGGACUUCAACGCCGCCAUGUACCCGCCGCCCACGCAGGGGAUGCGACGACGCUGAUCGCUCCGUCCAUCGAUGGAUAUGAUGAGGUCCAGUUCAUUGGUUUGUUGAUGACAGAUCGAGACAGAGUACAAGGUAUAUAUAUUCGAUCAGUUGUUUAGCGUCGUCGGAGAUAGAUGCUACUGUUGAUCGUCUGACAACAGUGCAGCACCGCCAUUGUCGCCGGGUCUCCUUAUUAUUAGCACAUCUCGUUUCUGUAAAUCAGAAGCUAACCAAAUGUAAUCGGUAACUUGGUCUGAAUAUAAAUAUAUACAAGAGGCUAGGCUAGCCUUGUGUUAUUGCCCACCGCAAUCCUUGUAUUUUUCCUCAUCAAGUUCUGACGUUCUGUGCUGUAAUACAAGGAAAAGAGUAUCAAUAUCUAUCUUACGAAAA
Molecule: messenger RNA, 1116 nt
Organism: Sorghum bicolor (sorghum)
Lineage: Eukaryota; Viridiplantae; Streptophyta; Magnoliopsida; Poales; Poaceae
Product: cell number regulator 10
Exons: 2
Coding region: 265-744 (159 amino acids)
Source: RefSeq, a predicted model, not a curated record